Messenger RNA from Anoplophora glabripennis (Asian longhorned beetle), 999 nucleotides. RefSeq names its product G patch domain-containing protein 11. The coding region runs from base 96 to 884 and encodes 262 amino acids. Gene Ontology annotation, cellular component: kinetochore. The record is from RefSeq and is a predicted model, not a curated record. Gene Ontology annotation, molecular function: nucleic acid binding. The transcript has 3 exons. Lineage: Eukaryota; Metazoa; Arthropoda; Insecta; Coleoptera; Cerambycidae.
UUGGUGUGCUUUUGACAGUUCCUUUCAUUAUCUAUAAACAAGAGAAUAUUGAAAAUAUAUGUGGUUUUACGUGUAAUUUACAAAAAUAUAUCGUUAUGUCUGAUUCGGAAGAUGAUUAUAUGUCUUAUAAGGUCCUGGUUGAUUGUCAGGAAGAUGUGCGUCCAAGUUUAUUAUUUAACAGGGAGAAACGCAAAUUGGAUAUGUUUAAGAAAAAACAAGAAACCACGAAUAAACGUCAGAAGACAAUAGGUGAACUUGAAAGAGAAAAUCGAGACAAGGGUUUAAAUACAUUAAUAUCAUCUGAAAAUAAAGGAUUUAAAUUGCUUGAAAAGAUGGGUUUUAAACCCGGUGAAAGUCUUGGUAAAAAUAAAACUGGUAUAAAGGAACCCAUUGAUAUUGUUUAUAAACAAGGUACUUCUGGCAUUGGCAGAGAGUCUCACUUAAGGGAAGUAAUCUCUCAAAAACAGCAACAAAAAAUAAAAAAUUUGAAGCAUUAUGAAACACAGUACAGAUUAGCUAAUAAAGAAAGGAAGAAUUUACUUCAAAUAAGGAGGGACUUUUUUAAGGCUCAAAAAGUGUGUGAAGAAUUAGAUUACAGAAGUAAAAUAAGAGAUCCUGUAGAGGAUUUCUUUUGGACGAAAGAUACUAUAAAGAAGAGGAGAAAAAUGGAGAGGAGUGAAACUGCAGAUGAUACUGACAGCAGCGAUGAAGAUGAGGAAUUUGAAAUGUAUAUUACGGAAGAAAAUCUCUUUGCAAUAAUAGAUUACCUUAGGAGUAAACAUUUAUAUUGUCUUUAUUGUGUUAUUACGGGUAUAGAUAUCGAGGAUUUAAAAGAAAAUUGUCCUGGACCUUACCGAUUGGACCAUGAUGAUGAGAUGGAGUAAAAUAUCUUUGAAAAGUACCUAAACUUAACUCAAUCCUAAUUUUGUUUAAAUGUUGUUUUAUUUAUGUAUAGAUCAUUACAUUUAAUGAAUUAGUUAAGUUGUUUGAAAUUAUUUA